UUCGUGAUCAUGGUUUUGCUCAAAGUAUAUGGCAGUUUGGUUCAUUUCCGUUCGUUCCUAUUGUGCAAGGGAUUUGUUUGACGUUAUCCCAAGCUUAUAAUUGUAGUCGACUAUUUUUCGGAGAAUAGUUACAAUAGUGACAAGAUUUUAUCUCGAGGUUUUUCGAAGUUGUAUGCACUUAAUUACAUAUUAUUUGGGUUUAAUGUGACGUUAACAUAGAGGUGGUUUUCUUAUAUACGUACAAUGAUCGGGUAAAUCUGAUUGAGCUUAUAAUUACAAUCAAUUGUUUUGACAUAUUAUAGAUGUAGGUGAUAUAUAUAACACUGAAAUGAAAGCUUGACGUUUCAUGCGGGGUAAAUUAUUAUAUUUACCCUUAUUGCACAUUCGAUUCGUGUUUUAUGGUAAUAAUAUAAUGAUCACACUAUAAAGUAUUAAAAAAAAUGAAUAUAAUUCUCAAAAUAAAGUGAAAAACGUGUGGUGUUGACAUUAAGAAAAAUUACGAAAGAAUGUUAAUUUGAUCAGGGUUUCAUUUCUUUUUUGUUGAUUCUUAAAGUUCGAAGUUCAUUAUUUUCAAUGUGUACUUUUUUGCAAAACCAUAUUGUUAUUAUUUCUGGACAUAGUUCCAUAAAUGUUUUUUUUUUUUUUUUUUUUUUUUUUUAAUGAAAGCAACGAUAUUUUAGUCGUUCAAAAUGGCUGAAAAUUUCUGAAAUUAAAGUUGCAAUCAGAAAAACUGCAGUUAUUUUAUGUUUCGCAAGAAAUCUUGGAUAAUACACCAAAAUGUCAAAGACGAUAUUGAGUUGAUUAUCGAAGAAAGAAAAACAAUAGUGUGUGUGUGUGUGUGUGUGUGUGUGUGUGUGUGUGUGUGAAUGUGCGUUUGUAUGUGGAUGUGUGUGUGUAUCGCGUGCAAAGAAACGAAAAGGAGAGUGUGACUGGUUAAAGGGUGAAAGGAAUGUGUGACAUGUUCAUCCAAACUCAACAGAUCAAUAGUGUAAACAACAACACCGGUAGCAGUAAUAAUAUUACUGCUCAUAAUAAAAAGCGCAAAUUGGAUUAUAACGUUAGCCAUCCAACGAUUCAACACGCAUUAGUUCAAUCGUCUGGUGAUUAUCAGGUGGAUAGUAAUCAUUUGCAACGAUAUUCAGUAAGUGGUACAAGCGCCGCUUUCGUCACGCUACAUAACAAUGCACUUCAAAAAAGCCCUAAUCAGCAAACUUUGAUGCGAGCAUCCACAAUUAAGCUUUUAGAUACUUACCAACGUUGUGGCCAAAAGAGAAAAACUUGGUCAAGAGAAGGUAAUGACGUCCUGGCAGUUCAACCUGUUAACGCUUCAAAUCAAGUAAGUAGUACGGUUGUAUCUCAGCGUCAUUCGCAGCAACAACAAUCAUCGCAUUUUCAAUCACAUCAACAACAAACACAGGCAACACAACAGCAUAAACAAAACAACAUGACGUCUCACAGUAAACAAGUUGGUGUCAGCGGUAAUGGAGCUACUAAUCCGCAAAGUGAUGGAGACUACCAAUUAGUACAACAUGAAGUUUUAUAUUCUACAACCCAUCAAUAUGAAGUUCUUGAAUUCCUUGGAAGAGGAACUUUUGGCCAGGUUGUGAAAUGCUGGAAAAAAGGAACCAAUGAAAUUGUUGCUAUCAAAAUUCUCAAAAACCAUCCUUCAUAUGCUCGCCAAGGACAAAUUGAGGUCUCAAUUUUGUCACGUCUCAGUCAAGAAAAUGCUGAUGAAUUCAAUUUUGUACGUGCUUAUGAAUGUUUUCAACAUAAAUCUCAUACUUGUUUAGUAUUUGAAAUGUUAGAACAAAAUCUUUACGAUUUUCUUAAGCAAAAUAAAUUUUCACCCUUACCACUCAAGUACAUAAGACCUAUUCUUCAACAAGUUCUUACGGCGUUGCUUAAACUGAAGCAAUUAGGUUUAAUUCACGCGGAUCUGAAACCAGAAAAUAUAAUGUUGGUGGAUCCAGUACGCCAGCCUUAUCGUGUGAAAGUUAUUGAUUUUGGGUCUGCCUCUCAUGUUUCAAAAGCAGUAUGCAAUACUUAUUUGCAAUCACGAUACUAUCGUGCUCCAGAAAUAAUUCUUGGUCUUCCUUUCUGCGAAGCGAUAGACAUGUGGUCCCUCGGCUGUGUUGUUGCUGAACUAUUUCUUGGUUGGCCUCUCUAUCCUGGAAGCUCUGAAUACGAUCAAAUUCGAUACAUCAGCCAAACUCAGGGCUUACCAACGGAACAUAUGCUUAAUAAUGCUAGUAAAACUACUAAAUUCUUCUAUAGAGAUAUGGAUAGUACAUAUCCCUUUUGGCGAUUAAAGACUCCUGAAGAACAUGAAGCAGAAACAGGAAUAAAAUCAAAAGAAGCAAGAAAAUAUAUUUUCAAUUGUUUAGACGAUAUUGGCCAAGUUAACGUGCCGACUGAUCUGGAAGGGGGUCAGUUACUUGCUGAAAAAGCUGAUAGACGAGAAUUUAUUGAUCUUUUGAAAAGAAUGCUAACUAUGGACCAGGUAGAACGGCGUAUAACACCCGGUGAAGCAUUAAAUCAUGCAUUCGUCACACUAGCACACUUGGUAGAUUAUGCUCACUGCAAUAACGUGAAAGCUUCCGUACAAAUGAUGGAAGUUUGUAGAAGAGCAGGUGAUUUUACAACAAGCCCAACUCAUCAUCAACCUCCUUCAGCACCUCAACCACCCCCAACUUCUCUAGUAGCAAAUUUUGUUCCAACUACAAAUGGUAGCGCAGUUACUCUUACAUUCAACAAUCAGCUCACGAAUCAAGUACAGCGAUUAGUUCGAGAGCACCGGAGUGCUCAAACAGGAUAUGAUAAUUUGUAUCAGAUAUACAGUAACAGUAGUCGAAGGGCCACGCAAUAUAGUGGAUCAACUAAUGGGUCUAAUAAUGGACGAAGUGGGGUUCAUGAUUUUUCACAUCAACUUGUACCAGGAAUUUUAUGUCCACCUCCUGGAUACCAGACGAUGGCGAGUCCGACAAAACAUGUAGUGGUAACGCAGCCGCCACAAACGCAACAAGCGCCAUUACAAAUUCAACCGUCGAUUAUUUCUCAACAAGCAGUUGCUGCAGCUACUGCAGCUGCGCAGCAGCAGUAUACGGCAGUCCCAGUAUCUAUGGUAGAAACUGGACGACAAAUGCUCCUUACGAAUGCAGUUCAAACAUCUUGGCCUACUGGAAGCCGACAAAUGACAGCUAUUGUACCAUCAUGGCAACAAUUACCACCUCAACAUGCAACGAUUCAACAACCAAUUCUCAGUGAUACUAGUGAUUGGGGACGACCUCUGAUUGUAGAUAGCUCCUCAAUAUUACAGGACCAGCGGCCUGUAUUUCCUGUAACUGAUGUUUACAAUACGAGCACUUUAAUAGACCAUCCAUCACAAACUUGGAAUAAGCGUAGUGUAACAAAACAUCAUCAGCAUCAUCUUACUGUACCUCAGCAAUCUCAACACCGACAUGACCAUAAAAAAGAAAUACAACAACUGAGUCCGGUGAAAAAGAGGGUAAAAGAAAGUACACCACCUAGUAGCUCCAGGAGAUUUUCACCAUCAAAUGGUCAAUGGCAACAAGCAAUUCAAACUCAUCAUAUUGGAAAACACCUUAUUGCUCACAACGGGGAGCAACAACAAAAUUUAGUAGCUAAACAGCAGACUAUCACUAUUCACGAUACUCCAUCUCCUGCGGUAUCAGUUAUAACAAUCAGUGAUAGUGAAGAUGAAACAAUUGGAAAGUGUACUCAACCAACUCCACGUGCUACUCAAAAUUCUCAACCAAUACAUUCAACCACUGUUCAUUCCCAUAGUAAUUCCCAUAACACUACUCGAGUUUCACGUAAAAACGUCAUUAGUUGUGUAACUGUCGGUGACAGUGAUGGCGAGGUGAGUCCUGGUAGAGCACAUGCAUAUUUGCAUCAACAAACUCAUAUACCCCAACUUCCACAAGUUCAACAAACAACUCAACACAUUAAGCAUGAACCACAGCUACAACAUCACGUUAGCUCCGGGUAUUCUCAACAAUCCCAAAAGAAACGAUUAUUAGCAAAAGUUCAAUCUGAGUGUAACAUGAUAAAUAUUGCGACAAAACCUGAACCUGGUGUGGAAUACUUGGCUCCUCACCCAUGUCAUGCACCAUCAUGCAAAGAAGCUCCAACUUAUCAGGAUGAUGCCUAUGAUAUGCAUAACUACUUAUUGCAGUAUGUAACCACCAGCAGUGCGCAUCCACAUCUUCAAGAACAGCAUAUAGUUUAUGCAACUGGUGCGGAAAAACGUGUUUCUUGGCCAACCAAAAGAACAGAAUAUAAACAUGAGUAUGUACAGCCUCCUGCUGCACAUUCCAGAGAUCACCAAAAAUGGACAGUUACUAAUCCAAUACAUCAAUAUAGGCCGCACCAGAUGGUGAAUUCAGCGUCGCAUCCAAAUCAUAAUCACGGCCAUCAUGGACAUCCAGCACAUCUAAGUCCGGGUGGUAGUGGAAGUGGUCGCAGUCCUGCUGUUGGUUCGGUAGUUGGAAGUACUCAACAUUUAGGACAACCACUUUAUCAAGAGUAUGCACAUGUGCGUUCGCGCGUACCACCUCCUGUCUAUGUUACAGCAGCACCAUCACAGAAUUCAACUGCAAUCCCGCAACAACAAAUGCCUUCCUACCAGGGAUUCACAUCUGGGUGGGUACCUAGACACCUAGUCGAUAAAUGCAUUUCGUCUCCUUUAACACUAUAUGAGUCCAGCCGUACUUUACCUCCACCAGCGCAUCAUAGUUCCACACGCCCAUUGCUCACUAGUCAUGCGACUCAUCCACUACCUGCUCAUAUGCAGCCGACUGCGGUGUACGGUUUAGCUCCUUUGUCACCUACUAAACAUCAGUAUCAGCCAUCUAGUCUCUGGUUCACUGAGUGAUUGAAAUUAUAGUAGGUUGAAAAAAUCUAUUUUCGGUACAUAAAAUGGUGACUGAAUACCUUAGGUAUCAAAUAUACAGAGAAAAGAAAUUAUUGUGUAGAAAAAUAAAAAAUUUUUUGACUCAAGAAAAUCAUUAUAUAGAUAAUAAUUAUUUUAGGCGUAGUAAAAUUUUCUUGGCUCAAGUAAAUUGUUUCUUCUGUGUAACAAUUUGAUGAAUUCAAGUCUUUUUUUUUUUUCUUUUAAGGAAAUAGAUAUUUUUCAUAGCUUUCAAAUUUUUUAAUUUUAAAUUAUAGUAUUUGUUGACUCAAUAAAAAAUUUUUUUAGAUUUCUUCAAUUUUUGGGUUAUUUAGGACCUAUGUUAAUCUACUUAAAGCUAGUUUGAUCUACAUGAGUUCAUGUAGAUUUGAUAAUCGAAAAAAUUUAUAAAUUUCUCUAUCUUAGUAGAUCUACUCUGAUUGGUGCUACAACUAAAUGCUUAUGGAAAAAAUAUCUGUAGGCAAAAUAUUCGUAGGAUUAAUAUACGCAUGAUCAGAUCACUUCGUGCGAAAAUUUCCGUCUGACAAAAUAACCGCGAUAACAUAUUUGAUGGAGACUUUGUACUUCUAUAAUUGGACUUAAGAUUAAAGGUAUAAGAUAUAAAAAUUUUAAAAAGUUGAGUUUUUCAAAUUAUAAUUUUUAAAAUUUGAAAUGCUCUUUUCUAUUAUAAUUAUAAAAUUGGCAUGAAACAUUCAAUAGUGAUGUUCUGAAAUGUAUAACAUUUAUGAUCAUAUCUUGAUAAAAAGUAUACAAUACAUUUUUUUUAAACUUAGCACAUGUCAAGACGGUGAACUCUCGAACUCAAAAUCUAUUGCGUCGGGUUUUUUUU
Molecule: messenger RNA, 5759 nt
Organism: Cotesia glomerata
Lineage: Eukaryota; Metazoa; Arthropoda; Insecta; Hymenoptera; Braconidae
Gene: Hipk
Product: homeodomain-interacting protein kinase 2-like
Exons: 15
Coding region: 950-4894 (1314 amino acids)
Biological process (GO): peptidyl-threonine phosphorylation; peptidyl-serine phosphorylation
Cellular component (GO): nucleus; cytoplasm
Molecular function (GO): ATP binding; protein serine/threonine kinase activity; protein tyrosine kinase activity
Source: RefSeq, a predicted model, not a curated record